This is a messenger RNA of Selaginella moellendorffii, 1941 nucleotides long. RefSeq names its product transcriptional regulatory protein AlgP. Lineage: Eukaryota; Viridiplantae; Streptophyta; Lycopodiopsida; Selaginellales; Selaginellaceae. The coding region runs from base 479 to 1882 and encodes 467 amino acids. The transcript is spliced from 4 exons. The record is from RefSeq and is a predicted model, not a curated record.
ACGAACGGACGUCCGUACGGUGCUUCCUCGUACCUCUCUCUCCUAGGGCACAGGGUUUCCGUGCUCUCGAAGCGCGCAGCAUGCGAGCGAUCGAUCGAUCGAUUGGAUUCCUGCGAGCGCAAUGGUUUGUUUCGAUCCUUUCGUGAGUGGGCGUUUAGAUUCGUGAGCAAGGGUUUUUUUCUUGUGAGAGAAAGAGAUCGGGCAUUGUGGUGUCAAAGUUUUGGAAGAAUGUAGCGCGUUGUGUAGAGAGAAUCCGGCCGCUUUUGGAAAUGUGAGAAACUUUGUGGAGAUUUUUGGGGAAUGUGGGUGAGAGAAGAAACAUUGACACAGUAAUGGUUUUCGUUCUUUUUUCCCUUUCUUCUUUCUUAUCAGAGGUCUAGUUUGAGGGAGAAAACAGUGUGAAGAACGAGUAAGACGAACGAAAGAAGAAGAAGAAAUAGAGGAGAGACGAUGGAGAAGUGAUGUAGCCACUGUUUCCAUGACGACGUCUCCGAGAACAAUGAGUAGCGAUCCGGAGGAUUCGAGUUGCUAUUCUUCGCCUUACGAGACCAACAGAUAUCAGUCACCGAGCGAGAGAAGAAAUGUGGCAGUCGAUCAGGGAGGAGUUUCUUACGUGUUUGAGCCGUUCAUGGAGACCAGCUUGGCAAUGGAGAAGCCGGACGUUGUGGGGAUUGGUGGAGGUGCUUGGUUGCCUCCGACUGCCCCAGUGGAGCCACCCCGGCCUCAGACGUGUCCCCCGCUCGAGUUCCAGCUUCCAAAGCGACUUAUCAUUGCUGCUCGCGACAAGGAAUCGCUGCUGGAGGAGGUGAUCACGUUGAAAACCGAGCUCCAGCACCAGAAUCGCAAGAUUGCUGCUCAGAGGAUUCAAGCCUCGACGGUAGAGAACGAGAACAGGAAACUUGAAAAAGAUCUUGAGGAUUUGGAGCUGCAACGAACUGAUGCUCGCAGAACUGGCGGCCCUGAGAGGUUACGUAGCAAAGUUUAUGGAUUGAAAACUAGACUAGAAGAUCUUCACAUGGUUUGUGAAGAACAACGCGAUGAGCUUUUCACACUGAGGAGAGAUGUUCGCCUAACGCGCUCCAGAGAACUGGAGGUUGAAAGAAAUGUGUUUGCCGAUGAAAUUAUCAGGCUGCUGAAAUACAUGAAGCGCUUGAAAGCGGGGCAGAACAAGCUGAGUUGUGAGAACAGAGAACUCGCGCUUGUGAAGGACAAAGCAGUACUAUUGGAGAUUGCAAACAAGCGUCUCGAGAGCUGUCUAACAGUAAGCUUCUUCUUUUGCAAGACAAUUUUCACAGGCUUGGCUUUGCUGCAGGCGAUUCACAAGAAUCUAGAGAAAACGAAGCAAGAAACUGCUGCGUUCAAGCAAAAGGCACUGGAAACGAGCAAUUCCAACAAGGCGGACGAGAAGAGACGGAGGGAGCUGGAAGACAAGGCAGCAAAGCUAACCGAGCAGCUAGACACCGAAACAGCCGAGAAGGAAAAGUGGGUCAGGAAAGCUAGCAAACUGGAGAACGAGAUCAGGAAGCUCUCCAAAGAGCUACGUGAGGCCGAGGCAGCCAAGGCCAAGUUCGAGCUACUCAACACUUCCAAAAGCCCGCCAACUCCUCCUCCACCAGCUGCGAAGAAGGCUGCAACUGCUCCUGCAGCUCCACCAUCGCCUCCACCGCCAGCAGCUGGAAAGAAGGCUGCUGCUUCUCCAGCAGCUCCACCAUCGCCUCCACCGCCAGCAGCUGGAAAGAAGGCUGCUGCUUCUCCCGCAGCUCCACCAUCGCCUCCUCAAGCAGGAAAGAAGGUUGCUGCCGCUCCAGCAGCUCCAGCAUCACCUCCAGUGGCAGCCAAGAAGGCUCCUGUCACUCCGGACAAAUCUGCCAAGGUAUGGUGAAACACUCAAGUCAAGGACCAAACAAGAGUCCUAGAAAUGGCUACCACACGGAUCAUAAG